AUGACGGCCGACAAGGGCAUCCAGCAGAGCCCCCCCACAGCCAUUCCAACAAUUACUCUCACAACGCCAGAAAGCGCACAAAUGGCAUGCCCCGUCCUCGCCAGCAACCGUGAAAAAACGACCCUCAAGCGCCGCCCCUCGCUCUCCGCAUCCCAGCAAGAGGGCUUCCUGUGCGUGCCGUCGCGGGGUACGACACGGCGCGACAGGCUGCAGACGGACUUGUGCGACGAGUGCACGCCCUAUCGGUGCCGGAAACACCAGCAGCACACCUCGUCUGGCCCCGAGCUCGACGCCGCCAAGACCAGGACCGAGGCCAAGACCAUGACCGAGAAUCAGACAAAGGACGACGCCGAGUGUCGCAGGGUCGUCGCGGGGGCGGCGCGCGCCGGUUCAGGGCCGGCGUGGUUGAGGAUGGGGGCGCGAGUUGCGCGCAGGGGACUGGAGGGCAGGAGGAUCCGCAUCAAUGGGCUGUGGUACUAUGAGAAUGUCGCGCGUGCCGCGUAG
Molecule: messenger RNA, 504 nt
Organism: Verticillium dahliae VdLs.17
Lineage: Eukaryota; Fungi; Ascomycota; Sordariomycetes; Glomerellales; Plectosphaerellaceae
Exons: 1
Coding region: 1-504 (167 amino acids)
Source: RefSeq, a predicted model, not a curated record